This is a messenger RNA of Aspergillus nidulans FGSC A4, 1233 nucleotides long. RefSeq names its product protein metR. Gene Ontology annotation, biological process: regulation of DNA-templated transcription. The record is from RefSeq and is a predicted model, not a curated record. Gene Ontology annotation, cellular component: nucleus. NCBI's taxonomy places the organism in Eukaryota, Fungi, Ascomycota, Eurotiomycetes, Eurotiales, Aspergillaceae. The transcript has 2 exons. The coding region runs from base 218 to 1102 and encodes 294 amino acids. Gene Ontology annotation, molecular function: DNA-binding transcription factor activity; sequence-specific DNA binding.
UUUCGACCCUCUACAUCCACCGUCCGACAAUUUGUCGACACCGCGACCGGUUUCGAGCGACCGCGCUCUUGACGACUCACCGCCGGCAUAUUUACGCCGUGCCCCUCCAGUCGUCUUCAGUACGCUUACGAAGGAAAUAGUACUUGGGAGAUAUACGGUACCGAUAAGGGUUUUGGUUGAAGACGAUAUCUAAGGCCGAUACGGCUCGCGCUUCACCAUGGCUGAAUACAAUGGCCGCCGUGCGCCCAACUUCUCGCAAUAUCUGGACGAUUUGAAUGCCAUUCCUUCGCCCUACGAUGUCGCGAUGCAGCAGCAGCAACAGCAGGAUGGGUUCAAUAUCGAUAACGACCUAUCGCUGUUCACUAAUACCGAGUUUUUCGACUUCGAUCUGAACCUCCCGCCAUUCGAACCCGUCGAGGAGAACAAGCACAACGUUAACCAAAACUCCGAUAUGGAUUUCUUGGAUAUACUGGGUGGUGAAGGGUUUGGCAAUGUCAACGACUAUGCCCCUCAGAUGAAUUCGAUAAACAACCAAUCUGUACCCGUGCAGAAUGCUCAGUUCCAUGCCGUGCCGCAGUCGCAGGUUCCCGGGUUGCCUAACGUUAGCGCCCAAGUGAACCAGUCCGUCAAUUCCCGGGCAACCGCCUCCCCUUCUCAGUCUUCUGUCGCUGCCCCGAGUCCCACGAACGCUACCUCCCUCGCAGCUCCUGCUCCAGGCCCUAAGCGCAAGCACACGCAGAAGACUGUCCCAGUUAGCGUGGAGGAGGCUGCACGAAUUGCUGCUGAUGAGGACAAGCGCCGCCGCAACACCGCCGCCAGCGCCCGCUUCCGAGUCAAAAAGAAGAUGCGCGAGCAAGCUCUGGAAAAGACCGUCAAGGAUACUACCGAAAAGAACGCCGCGCUGGAAGCCCGUGUCACCGCCCUCGAGCUCGAGAAUCAAUGGCUCAAGAACCUGAUUACCGAGAAGAACGGCAAGUCCGCGGAAGAAGGAAAAAAGGCGGAGAACGACAUCUCGGACAUGUUCAAGAAGUUUCUUGCUGCACAGAAGACCGAGGGCGAGCGAAGUAACGGCAACUCCAAAAUCGGCGUUGGUACCGUUUAGGUCUCGCUUAGAAUGAAGUUUGCUGUUUUUGUCUUCUGUUGUAUAUCUUGACCUUUAUGUUGAUAUCAUUUGCUUAAGUGAGAGGCGUCAUGGUCGGUUGGAUGGGCGGUGGGCCAGUGAUGAUUACGUUA